AUGGGCGGUUUGAAUUCACAUGGAGAGUAUGAGUAUAUGAUACUCAGCCAACCACUCAAAUAUCCAACAUUCGUUUUGGCAAGAGAUAUGGAACGUUUUGAGAACAAAUACAAGCCGGAAGUGUAUUCAUUCCUUGAGAAGCACGGAUUUCUCAGUCCAAUCGCGUCGCUCAACACUCGGCUACACUUCGAGAACGUCACCGCCUGCAAUCGAAUCAAUCAAUAUUACGAUCAAAUGCUGUUGUGA
Messenger RNA from Angiostrongylus costaricensis, 246 nucleotides. Lineage: Eukaryota; Metazoa; Nematoda; Chromadorea; Rhabditida; Metastrongylidae. The record is from the annotation of a GenBank genome assembly.